UAGUCGACACGCGCACUAAUACCAUAGCAAGGAGCAUGUCGUCGAUGCAGGCGAGCAGCAGCAACGAGCAGGAGCAUCUCGAGCUCGUCUCGCCUCUCCAAAUCGCCAUCACGCCGCGUCUCAACACUCGAAGAAGCUACGAUGUGCACACAGAGUAUGUCAUCACACUGCUCUGCCCAUUGCACAAGGUGUGGUGGGACGUCACGCUCCGCCACUCCAAGCUCAUUGCGCUGCGCACCGACCUCGUCACGCACGCCAAUGCACUCAGAGCCGACCCCGAGUACGUGCGACUGUUGCUGCCCGUGCUACGCAUCGAUCUACCAAAGACGCUGUUUACAUCGACGAGCCACAAGCGGGCCCAGAAGCGCGUUCGCCUCUACCAAGAUUUCUUCUUUGCGCUCUUACACACGCGUAUUCAUCUCAUGGACCCCCACCGAUCGGCCAUCUCGGAGGUUCGCGCGCUCGUCCAGACCGUGCGCAAGGUCGUCGUGCUGCCGUCGCUCGGCAUCGUGUUGCCGCUCGAGCGGACACGGCGCGAGCCCACGGCUCCAGUCGCGACCAUGAACGAAAUCUUGCCUGAGAACGGCCCUGCGCCGUCAGCACCCGAGGCACCAGGCGCCGAGUUUGCGUCGGCCCCCGACUUGAACCAGCUACCGCCGCUUCCCGAAGCAACCGGUGCGCCAAAGACACUCGAAGACGAGACCGCUGACUACCCGAAUUGUGCACGAGCGAACCUUGUCCCGGUGGCGGCAGCACCGCGACAGCUUAGUGAGGACGACACAAUGAUCUGCGUGCUCGCAGUGCCGCUGACCACUGCACCGGACGACUCGGUAACCAACGCCGCGUGUCCCAUCUGCCUUGUGCCCUUUGGCGCGAGCGAGCUUUGCCAAGCCGGCGUCAUCGUCGUGACGUCCUGCAAACAUCUCUUCCACGCGGGCUGCAUCGGCCAUUGGAUCGACCAAGCAACGUCGUGUCCGCUGUGCCGCGUUACGAUCGACUAUGUGACUGGUCUGUGCAGCGAGAAUUUGGCCUAG
Saprolegnia parasitica CBS 223.65 is the source of this 1034-nucleotide messenger RNA. RefSeq lists its product as hypothetical. The transcript has a single exon. Gene Ontology annotation, molecular function: ubiquitin protein ligase activity. Gene Ontology annotation, biological process: protein ubiquitination. The record is from RefSeq and is a predicted model, not a curated record. The coding region runs from base 36 to 1034 and encodes 332 amino acids. NCBI's taxonomy places the organism in Eukaryota, Oomycota, Saprolegniomycetes, Saprolegniales, Saprolegniaceae.